AUGGAAGCUUUCCCUAGGUUGUUCCGCACCCUCUCCCCUCCUUCUCUCCUCCCUUUCUCCGUGUUGUGUCUCCUAUGUCUCAUCUCGGCGCUACAAAACAGGGCCGGGAGCAACGGUGGCCUCCCGCACCUGUCCUCGGCCUCAGCCCACAUUCACGUGGCCCCCGAGUACUUUCAAAGGUGCGACGCUCUCCCACCGUCGACCCCCUUUAUGACAGGGGGGGCUUGGCUCCUUAGGGAGAUCUCGGCCUCAGGAUCCCCACAGAUUUGCUCAGGGUCCCUAGGUGUCCUCUUCGGGUGCAAACUCCAAGUAGAGCCAGACAUUCCAGCUACUUUCCCCAGACAACUCGAGGCCUUGGAGGAGGGGAUAUCCCAUACCACUGGCAAUGCGGGAAUGCCGCAUGCAGGAGACGAAGCGACAGGUAAUAUGCCGCGACCUGAAGCAGAAAUACAAACGGAGGAAGGGGCUCAUUUUGGCUCGCAUAAAGUGAAGGAUGCAGAGCCCCUCGUACCCGCCUCGAAGAAUCCCGACCACGCCGGUCACUCACGGCGCCAUCAUGACGGGAACGAUGGAAUUUUUUCGUUUAACUCCUUCGUGAGUUCGGUGGUAUCGUCUGUCUCUUUAGUUGCAGCAACGGAGUUGGGGGACAGGACCUUCUUUCUGGCAGCUCUGUUGGCGGUGAAAUACCGACGUAUUUUAGUCUUCAUCUCAACUUGUGCUGCACUAUUCGUCUCCUCAGUAGCUUCAGCAGCUGCCGGGUACUUACUACAAAACGCUGCAGCCUAUAGCUGGAUACCGGGGCCAGUCAGGGCCCUGCUCCGGGGAGGGCUUGUCAUCCAGAUAAUUUCAGCCCUUGCGUUGCUCCUUUUCGGAAUUUGGCACCUGUAUAAAGCGAAGGCGUCCUUCCCAGCUGCCGGUAGAGGUCCCCACCGUAGGGCGUCGCGACGCUUCUCUGUGCAGCUCUCAGCCCACUCGGAGUGUAUGGGGGACCUGCGAGAGAACCUUCCUGAUGGGGCUUCCCCUGUUGAGGCCAAGAAGAAUCAGGGGACGUCGGUAGAUGAGGAAGAACAGGGUGUUCUCAGGGAAGGCUCCGCAGAUGAGUCCGUAUCAACUCGCCCCUCUCCAACGGAGUGGCCGCUUCAGGACGAGGAGCUUCAGUGCAACCUCGAGGAGGCGCAGGAGGAUCUUGAAAGGUUGCAGUAUAGCCGUUUGGGUUUGGCUCCGGAAUCGUGGCAAGUAUUGCGGGAAGUGUUUCUGUUAAUUCUUCUGGCCGAGUGGGGUGACAAGUCCAUGUUCACCACCGUUUCUUUAGCCGCGGCUCAGAACCCGUGGGGUGUUUUUUUGGGGAGUUGCAUCGGUCAUGCCCUAGUUACGGCGGCAGGUGUAAUGGGAGGCCUUUUGCUUCAGCGGUGGCUCAACGAAUUUUCUCUCAAUCUUGCAGCCGGUAUCAUAAUGAUCGCCGUAGGGCUAGGUGCGGGCCUCGAAGCCAUCUUCUAA
Messenger RNA from Cyclospora cayetanensis, 1497 nucleotides. RefSeq lists its product as uncharacterized. Gene Ontology annotation, molecular function: metal ion transmembrane transporter activity. The transcript is spliced from 4 exons. Lineage: Eukaryota; Apicomplexa; Conoidasida; Eucoccidiorida; Eimeriidae. Bases 1 to 1497 code for a protein of 498 amino acids. The record is from RefSeq and is a predicted model, not a curated record.